Molecule: messenger RNA, 1813 nt
Organism: Anas platyrhynchos (mallard)
Lineage: Eukaryota; Metazoa; Chordata; Aves; Anseriformes; Anatidae
Gene: AKAP7
Product: A-kinase anchoring protein 7
Cellular component (GO): cytosol
Molecular function (GO): protein kinase A regulatory subunit binding
Source: RefSeq, a predicted model, not a curated record
CGGGGGCUGUAGUCCCGGGGCAGCUCCGUGCCCCGUGCCCCGGCCGUUCCGCAGCGGGGCUCCCGGCCGGCCCCGCCGGGCAUGCAGCGGCUGCUGCGCCGCCUGCUCCCCGCGCUGCGCCCCGCGCUGCGGCCCCGCGCCCUCCUGGCCCCGCCGCGGCCCAUGGCGCUGCGCCCGGCGGCGGCGGCAGCGGGGGGCGGCGGGGGCCCCCCCGGCGGGUCCCCCCCCCGGGAGCACGAUGGGCUGGAAAAUGUACAGGAAAAGAAGAAAAUCUUUGCCGAGAUUAAAAAAGCAACACAACAGAGAAAAAAGCCAUGUCCAUCUGCUGAAUCAGUAGACUCUCUGAUGGCAGAAAUGCCGUUUGCCAACACAGAUAUUGAAGAUGAAUUUGCUCUGCAUGCCACCUCCGAAGUAAAUAAGGAAAAGAAAAGAAAGAGGACUACUGGAAAGGAAAUUCCAGAAGGCAGUGAGAGAAAUAAGAAAAAGAAAAAACAGUAUCAGCCAAAUUAUUUCAUUUCUAUUCCAAUUACUAAUCCAGAGAUUACUGACGGUAUUCGGGCCGUCCAAGAUGCAAUAAUACAAAAGGAUCAUAGGCUUUCCAAAGCAAUGGUUCGCUGUGCCUCACUGCACGUCACCAUGUUGGUGAUGCAUUUAUCUGGUGAAGAAGAAAUUGGCAUAGCAGUUGAUGCUCUUUCAGACAGCAAGGAUUUUGUAGAAGAUCUCCUAAAAGGAAAAACUGUGGACUUGUCUUUUCAAGGAAUUGAUCAUUUCAAAAAUGAAGUUGGAUUUGUGAAGUUGACAGAAAAUGAUCAUACAGCUGUACUUACAGAAAUAGCAGAGACUAUGAAGAAGAUAUUUCAAGAAAAAGGCAUCUUGGCAGGAGAAGGAAGAGCUUUUAAACCCCAUCUGACUUUCAUGAAGUUGUCAAAAUCAACGCAGCUACGUAAGGAGGUGAAAAAAAUUGACUCAAGCCUAUAUGAAGAUUUUAAAAACCAGUAUUUUGGAGAUGAAGUCCUUCAUCGCUUAGAUCUUUGCUCCAUGUUGAAAAAAAAGCAACCCAAUGGCUACUACUACUGUGAGUCCUCUGUUUUUCUUGGUGAAAAACAUGCAGCAGAGCCAGAUGAUGCAGAGCUGGUGAGCCUCAGCAAAAGGCUGGUGGAGAACGCAGUGCUCAAGGCUGUACAGCAAUAUUUAGAAGAAACGCAAAACAAAACCAGACAGACUGAUGGAAGCCCUGUGAAAACUGAGGAAGCAGCCAGUGGCACUAAGAAUGAGAGCGACAAUGACAGCAGCAAGUGAGCACUGUGCAAAAAGCCCGGGAGCAAAUAUCCCACCGAGAAUAACCACAGAAACAUGUCCCGGCUCCCUGCUGAAACUUGCUAAGUGGUGCUGGGUGACAGGCACUCUGCUUUGUGAGUCUCUUAUCAAAAGUUUGUUCUGAACCGAAGGACACUGCCGACGAGCCUAACAAGUGCUUGCGUUGCUGAAAAUCUGUUGAAUGCUGAGAGGGAUGGACUGCAGAAAAAAGGCAAGAAUGGUGAAUCAGACAGCUCCAGUCUUUGCUGGCUCUUCACCAAGAGCCCCUUCCUUGCUUCUGGAGAGAAACUGAGCCCUCUGUGUUUGCCUGUUGGGUUGUAAUGAAUGGCCACGGAAGGGGCCUCGCCGUAUGUGGAAACAAUGCCCUCCGUGCUGCUUGGCGCUGCCACAGGGCUGCUCGCUGGAUGCGAGAGCACAUUCUGUUUCGUAGUCAGCAGCAGUCAUCCCAGGCUAAAAAUUACCACUACAGAUAUUCCUCGCAGAUACUAUUACACAG